Capsicum annuum is the source of this 1636-nucleotide messenger RNA. RefSeq names its product two-component response regulator ARR9. Gene Ontology annotation, biological process: phosphorelay signal transduction system; cytokinin-activated signaling pathway. The transcript has 5 exons. NCBI's taxonomy places the organism in Eukaryota, Viridiplantae, Streptophyta, Magnoliopsida, Solanales, Solanaceae. The coding region runs from base 329 to 868 and encodes 179 amino acids. The record is from RefSeq and is a predicted model, not a curated record.
UAUGUACAUUUCUCCUUCUGUAAAAUAUUAAUAUAGUAAUUAGCUAGGUGAAAUCAACUAAUAAUCCUUACUAUUAUUCUAAGUAGUAGCCAAUCUGUAAUCUUUUUCCCUUUUAUCAACCUGAUAUUGUUUUGGUCAGAUCUUGCUUUGUGAGUUGUGGAUUUUGGUAGGACUUAUUUCAUUACAAAGCCAAAUCUCCCCCACUCUAAACUCCUCAAAUAUCAUCAUAGCAGAAAGACCAAAAAAGAACCAAUGCCAACCACCAAGUUAAUAAUUCAAAUUUGGUGAUAGCUUUUUAGUUAUACAUAGAAUAUAACUGACUCAAAGAAUGGAAGAGUUUCAUGUUUUAGCUGUUGAUGAUAGCUUGAUUGAUAGGAAGCUGAUUGAGAGGCUCUUUAGAAUCUCUGCUUGCCAAGUUACUACUGUAGAUUCUGGAAACAAAGCUUUAGAAUUCUUGGGGUUACAUCAACAUGACCCUUGUGUUUCUCCUCAUGCCCAACAGAAUUUGCAAGAAGUGGAAGUAAAUCUUGUUAUCACAGAUUACUGUAUGCCUGGAAUGACAGGCUAUGAUUUGCUCAAGAAAAUUAAGGAAUCUCCAUCCUUGAAAAACAUUCCACUAGUCAUUAUGUCAUCUGAGAAUGUUCCCUCAAGAAUCAGUAGAUGUUUAGAAGAAGGUGCAGAAGAAUUUUUCUUGAAACCAGCCAGGAUAGCUGAUGUGAAUAAGCUUAAACGUCACAUGAUGAAAACCAAAUGCAAAAGCUUUGAUGAACCUGAGAAAAUUGUCACAAAGGUAAACCAAGAAUCAUCACCUGAAAUCGCAAACAUUUCCUCAGGUGACGAUCCAUGCUAUAUGCUGGUGCAGUUCUAAGUGCAUUGUCUAGAUCAUCUAUCAAAUCAUUAACAUCUUCCAUUCCAACAGAAAUUCAAACUAGCUAGAUCGUCAGUAAAACCUCUAGCCUCACGUACUGCACUUGGGGAUAGAUUGUAGAGUAUACUCACCAAAACCGACUGUAAUGCUGAAGUAUUUGGUAACCUCAACGAUGACAUGCUUAGAAAGCGCCAAUGACGCUGUCUGAAAAACUCAGUACAGAUCCUGAACCUUUGGCCUGUAACACCAGCAUGAAAAGGUGAUCAAAUUCCAAUGGAUCGUCAUAGUAACUAACUCUGAAUUCAAGAUUUUGAUCAAGCAAAAAGAAAAAGAUAGCAAGCUAAGAGACUUCGUAAAUGUUCCAAAAAGACAUCGGAUACACGAACCUUAAGAAAUUACAAGAGGAGGAAUGGAGCUCAACAACUAGUGAAAUAUUUGUCAACUGAAGCAGCGACGACGACAGCAACGUGGGACUUGUAUUCUUCUUGCGUCACUAUCCACAUUUCAUCACUUCUAACUCAAUAUAUACAUGAUUUUGGAGUUCCUUAAAUUCAUAUAAACAUUCAAAUGUAUGUGUCCGACUUCUAAGUCCAAAUACAAGUGUUAAUUAGAGUAUCACUUUUCGCGAACUACGUAGGCAUUUGGCCAUGAAUAUUAUUCACAGUAUUUUAGAAUACUUGUCAAAUCGGAAACAGCCUCUCUACUUCUUCGAAGGUAGUGGUAUGGACUGCGCACAUUCUACCCUCCCCAAACUCCACUAUGUGGAAA